Messenger RNA from Aspergillus vadensis CBS 113365, 1070 nucleotides. RefSeq lists its product as uncharacterized. NCBI's taxonomy places the organism in Eukaryota, Fungi, Ascomycota, Eurotiomycetes, Eurotiales, Aspergillaceae. The record is from RefSeq and is a predicted model, not a curated record. The transcript is spliced from 2 exons. The coding region runs from base 207 to 734 and encodes 175 amino acids.
CGUUCUCCGGCGCUUUACCUUACGCCUCUACCAACUCUACCAGUCAGCCAAUCCCGAUCCUUCCCCCACCACCAGCACCGUUGAGCCAAGGUCCGUCUCGCGCACGGCGGCAGCUAGCAGCCCGACUUGCUGCCCAUAAACAACAGGCUGCCGAGAAUUCCGAGGGUGGUGAAGAGUCAAGUCACGACCAGCAAAGCGAACAUGACAUGCAAUGGCCCACGAAUCCAUUCGUGAUCGCCGGCUUGGAUGAGGAUGCCGAUGGCUCCAACUCGCCUGCCAGUGCAGCCUUCCCGUCCACUGAUUUCCCACCUGCCAGCAAGGAUGAGCCCUUCUCAUCGCCUACAUUCCCUGACUCCGGAUUCAGCCCUCCCGACUCAUUCUCGACUAACUCCUCCGACGAGGAGGGAGAAGGUAGACCGGAGGGCAUGAGACGCAAGGAGCGGGUUCCCCUAGAGGUUGAUGAGGAGGAAGACGACAUGGGGGAGAUGGUCGGGCCUUCGCUUGGGUCGGGCAUGAUGGACUCGGACGAAGAGGAUGAGGCCAUUAUGAACGAAUCUUUGGGGUAUCCGGACAUCGCCUCGGGGCGUUACAGAAACUUCGGUAGAUCACGGAUGGGCGCCUCACCGUUUGGCGACGAUGAAGACGACAGUAGUGAUGGGGAGGAUGAUGGUUUAGUCGAGAUUCUCGUCCCCGGGCGAAAGGCUUCCACGUCAUCCACCACAUCAUCCCAUUAGUUUUGCACAUGAUGCUUGAUGUUCACUUUCUGUUAUGUAUGCAACGCUUUCCUCCUUUUUUCCCUAUUUUUGGCGGUACUCUGAUUUCUGUUUCGGCUUCUUUCCAUUGCUUUUCAUCUUUUGUUUUCUUUUUGGAUUAGUUCAAUUCCCAUGAUGUACACUAUUUGAUCGCAUGGCACUUUUGUAUAUGCUCCGGUUCAUGAUUGUAUGCCUCAACGAGUCGGACCAAGCGAAAUCCCGGACAAUAAGGAUUGAUCUGAAUGAUUAUGUUUACAUUGUUGCAGGAGAAAUUGGCUCGUAGUUACUAUAUUAUAUGCCUUUUAUGUUUGUUCGUAU